AUGACCGUGCUGCAGCAGCCGCAACGUGCACGCGCUUGUGGCCAAGGUGCGAAAUCAUCGGCAGACCGCCGCCCAGUGGAUCCGCCUCCAAUCGUCGAACUCAAGAUCUUCCAAGGUGAGAAAGCCGAGGAGGACAUUACGUUUACCAUGCACGGCAAUUACUUUCUCUUCGCAACGCUGGAAUCAGCCCGCUCAAUGGCCCACGGUCGUGUUCCCCAGGAAAGGCAAACUCCUCCAGUUCUGACCGGCACUCCUGUGGCCGGCAUGGUGUAUUUGGAUCGCCCUUCACCUGCUGGCUACUUCAUUUUCCCGGAUCUUUCUGUGAGACAUGAAGGUCGAUAUCGCCUCAGCUUCAGCCUGUUCGAGGAGCUGAAACAGCCCAAGGACCACGACAAGACUGAGGAUGUCGGCCAGCCCAAUGCCGCAGAUGACAGCUCCCACGUGACCCACCGUUUGGAAGUGAAAUCGGAGCCAUUCCAUGUCUACAGUGCGAAGAAGUUCCCAGGCUUGAGUGAGAGCACCUCGUUGAGCCGUAUGGUUGCCGAGCAGGGUUGUCGUGUUCGUAUCCGACGUGAUGUGCGCAUGAGGAGACGUGACCACAAGUCCGAUGGCAAAGACUGGGAUGACUAUGAAGAAGAAACUGCUGCAGCUCGCGCCAGAGCGUCCAACACUCCGGAUCCUAACGUGUACCCCGUCAUGCAGACAUCACAUGGAUUUAUGGAGCCAGUCCCUCGUCCACGGUCAGCCAGCAAUGCCAGCCACCACUCUGCCGGGACCUCGAUUUCACGCCGUCCUUCGCUGCAAGAGAUGGGCCAGGCUUUCAACCCACCAUCCUCGCACUACGGAACCGCACCGCACACGCCGCAGAAUGGAUAUGCCCAGACCUCGUACGGACCUUCGCCAGGCCAGCAAUACCAGCAGAACCAAUACACUCAACCUCAGGCACCCAUGCAACCGCCACCGCCGCAGUAUCAACACCAGAGCUACGCGGCUCCACCACCAGUGCAACCGCCGGCACAGCAGAACUACUACAGCAACUAUCAACCAGCUCCUGCUCCUGCUGCGAACCAUCGGUACAGCGCACCCAACGGCAGCUAUGAGCCGGUUUCGCAGGCACCGCGUCAAAGCAUCGACUACUCGAACACGGAUUACCGUCGGCAUUCCACUCAGGACACGCCUCCUCCCGUUGCUGCUCCUCAAGUUGGCUACGCUCAGCACGCUCCCCACACGUACCAACCACCCACUUACCCGCAACCACCGUCGCAGCCACCAUCGCAACACUCACAGCACUCGUACUCAUCCAUGCAACCGUACGCCAACCGCCCUGCGCCCCCGGAACCUGUCCAUCCCCCAGCACAAACUACCGGCUCCACUCCAUCUCAGUCCGGUACACGCUGGGAUCUUCCGCCACUCAACACCACCCUGGGAAUCGGCGACAAGAUCGAAGCCUCUUCACCAAGUUCGACGGGUCCACAGAACUCCUACUAUGGCAACGCGCAAACACCUUACGAUACGCACAAGCGUAGCUAUGGCAACGUGUUUAGUGAUAGACACCAGAACGGCCCACUGAGACAAGGCGCACGACCAAACACAUACGGCCAUGCAGAGAGCAUCACAUCAAUCCCAUCCCUAUCUGCUGCUGACGACGAUGACAACACUGGCGGCGAGCUAGACCCCAGCAGCAUGGGCAUGCAAUACCGACGUGCCGAUGGCAGAGAAAUCCAGCGUGCUCUUCCAGGGCACAACGCAUGA
Molecule: messenger RNA, 1752 nt
Organism: Zasmidium cellare ATCC 36951
Lineage: Eukaryota; Fungi; Ascomycota; Dothideomycetes; Mycosphaerellales; Mycosphaerellaceae
Exons: 2
Coding region: 1-1752 (583 amino acids)
Source: RefSeq, a predicted model, not a curated record